This is a messenger RNA of Humulus lupulus (European hop), 1946 nucleotides long. Its product is annotated as monodehydroascorbate reductase 4, peroxisomal. Lineage: Eukaryota; Viridiplantae; Streptophyta; Magnoliopsida; Rosales; Cannabaceae. Gene Ontology annotation, cellular component: cytoplasm. The transcript is spliced from 7 exons. The record is from RefSeq and is a predicted model, not a curated record. Gene Ontology annotation, molecular function: flavin adenine dinucleotide binding; oxidoreductase activity, acting on NAD(P)H. Bases 282 to 1721 code for a protein of 479 amino acids.
AUCCAAACGGGUCCCCUUUCCUUCUCAAUCCAACUUCUGCAGAAUACGACCCUGAUUAUCUUGAAUCGUACGGUAUCAUGGGCCUAGAAGCACCGGAACUGGAGAACGGUCAGCCCCACGUCACCUUGGACAGAUUGAAAGACUGAGAAUUGAGGCUUCAAAAAUUUUCUGUUGUAUUUUGGAGGGUCUUCCAAGUAAAGCUACACCCCAGAAGCAACGUCUUUUAAAUCCCGGGAGAGAGAUAGAGAGACAGGGAGGGAGCGUUUUAGAGAGAUAGAGAGAUGGGAAGAGCGUUUGUUUAUGUAAUUUUAGGAGGAGGGGUUGCAGCGGGCUAUGCAGCUCUUGAAUUCACGAAGAGAGGAGUCCCUCAUGGUGAACUCUGCAUAAUCUCCGAGGAACCAGUUCCACCGUAUGAGAGACCAGCAUUGAGCAAAGGAUUUUUACUUCCAGAAGAUCCUGCAAGACUUCCAUCCUUUCAUACUUGUGUUGGUGCUAAUGAGGAAAGGCUCACUCCGAAAUGGUACAAGGAGCAUGGAAUUGAGUUAGUUCUUGGAACUCAAGUGAAGUCAGCUGACAUCAGGCGUAAGACACUAAUAACAGCAUCUGGUGAGACUAUAAGUUACAAGAUUCUCAUCAUUGCCACAGGUGCUCGGGCACUGAAGCUGGAAGAGUUUGGAGUGAAAGGGUCAGAUGCUGAAAAUGUGUGUUAUUUACGAAAUUUGUCUGAUGCAACAACACUUGUUAGCCUUAUGAAAUCUCACUCUGGUGGGAAUGCCGUUGUUAUUGGUGGUGGAUACAUAGGAAUGGAGUGUGCUGCAUCUUUGGUCAUCAAUAAAAUAAGUGUCACAAUGGUUUUUCCUGAAGCACAUUGCAUGGCCCGUUUGUUUACACCAAAAAUAGCAAAUUACUAUGAAGACUAUUACAAGUCCAAAGGAGUUGAAUUCGUCAAAGGAACUGUAUUGUCAUCAUUUGAAAUUGACUCAGAUGGGAAGGUCACAGCUGUUAUUCUUAGAGAUGGAAGUCGCCUGCCUGCUGAUAUGGUUGUGGUCGGAAUAGGAAUCCGUCCUAACACAAGCCUGUUUGAAGGUCAACUAACAUUGGAGAAGGGUGGAAUCAAAGUGAACGGAAAAUUGCAGUCAAGCAACAGCUCAGUCUAUGCAGUAGGGGAUGUAGCAGCAUUUCCAGUCAAACUAUUUGGUGAAAUCCGUAGACUUGAACAUGUUGACUCAGCAAGAAAAUCUGCAAGACAUGCUGUGGCUGCAAUAAUGGAACCAGACAAAGCAGGUGAAUUUGACUACCUACCAUUCUUCUACUCCAGAGUCUUUGCCUUGUCCUGGCAGUUCUAUGGAGACAAUGCGGGAGAAGUAAUCCAUUUUGGGGAUUUCUCUGGAAGCACAUUCGGAGCUUACUGGGUCCACAAGGGUCAUCUUGUAGGAUCUUUCCUUGAAGGUGGAACCAAAGAGGAGUAUGAAAUUAUAGCCAAGGCCACCAGGCUUAAGCCAGCAAUUGAAGAUACAGCCGAGUUGGAGAGGCAAGGUCUGGGCUUUGCAUUGACAAUUAUUCAAAAACCACCAGAGUCAACUGCUGCUGAAAUUCCUCAAUCUGAUUUUGUUUUUCAAAAAACAAUCUAUCCUUGGCACGCAACAGCCGGAGUUCUUGUGGCUGCAUCAGUAGCUGCAUUUGCAUAUUGGUAUGGGAGGAAGAGGCACAAAAGGUGGUAAGAAAAUGUUUUGAUGGUGUUAAUCCUGCAAGGUGUUGGGGUUUCUUGAUGUGUCUAGCUCGGUCAUUCCCAUGUUGCUGCAUGAAUAGGACUCUGAGGAGUUUGAAAUACUCUUGAGUUAUUAUUUUGAUAAGCUCAAAAUAUAAAUGAAUACACAAAUGUAUCUUACUACCACGUAUGUAGAGAUCUGUAAUUUUAUGUCAUCUAUAAAAUUUGAAUUCACAGA